This is a messenger RNA of Drosophila ananassae, 1758 nucleotides long. RefSeq names its product GPI mannosyltransferase 2 (gene PIG-V). Gene Ontology annotation, biological process: GPI anchor biosynthetic process. The transcript is spliced from 2 exons. NCBI's taxonomy places the organism in Eukaryota, Metazoa, Arthropoda, Insecta, Diptera, Drosophilidae. Gene Ontology annotation, molecular function: GPI mannosyltransferase activity; alpha-1,6-mannosyltransferase activity. The coding region runs from base 245 to 1609 and encodes 454 amino acids. Gene Ontology annotation, cellular component: endoplasmic reticulum membrane; mannosyltransferase complex. The record is from RefSeq and is a predicted model, not a curated record.
UAAGUUGUCCAAAACAGUGCCACACUGGCCUGGAUUUGUGUUUUGGUUUUUUAUUUGAGUUGCCGGGCAAAUUUUCCAAGUUGUCCCAGAAGCAAAUGUCAACGUAAAAGGAAGCUGACUAGGUGACCCCAGAGCUGCUCUUCUGCCCUCCCAUUUUGGACCGAGGAGUGUCGGAAUCGGGUGUUCUUCACACAGAAGAUACACCAAAAGAAUCGACUCCACCCAACAGACCAGCAGCUGCGGGAUGACACAAAAAGUGACGAAGCUGGCUUUGUCCAGCCGCAUCAUAGUACUCCUGAUCCAGAUGCUGGCGAAUGGAGCUCUGCCGGAUCAUAAACCGGAUGUUUUUCGAAUGCCGCUUGGCCCGGUUUCGGAGGAGGAGUCAAAGAAGAUGAACAUCGCGUGGCUGGAUAAACUUGUGAUCCGCUGUCUGGGAGGAUUUCAACACUGGGACGGGGAGUACUUUCUACACAUAGCCGGAAAUCUAUACACCUACGAGAACACCCUAGCUUUUUAUCCACUAUUCCCGGUUACAGUACGUUACGUGGCACAGGCGUGCCAAGCUAUUGGCUUAAGACUUUCUGAAAAAUCCAUUGUACUUCUGGUGGCGGUGGUCUUGAACAUCUGGCUGUUUUGCAAGUCUGCCAACCUGCUGUACCAGCUUACUCAGAGGAUGUUCAACGACAUUAACAAGAGCUGGAAUGCAGCUUUGGUUUACUGCUUUAAUCCGGCCACGAUUUUCUUUAGUGCGGCGUACUCGGAGACCAUGUUCGCCUCUGCCAGCUUCUAUUUGAUGCUGGAAUGCAAAAAGCCGGGGAAUAAGAACUUCAGAUUCUUUCGUAUAGGGGCUGCUUUAACCGCCUGCCUGUUGUGCCGCUCGAACGGACUAAUAGCUCUGGGAUUUCCGCUCUAUUUCUAUGCCCGACAUUUGGUGUUAAAAGGAAAGGAGUACUGGCAGCUGACAAAGAUGGUGGUCACCAUUGUGGGUGCCCUCGCGAUACUGCACACUUACUAUUUUUACAUUUAUAGACUUUACUGCAUGCCAUCUGUGACGGUGGAUCAUCCUCAGCACGUCUUGGAUUAUGCCGAAGAGCGUAAAUACCUAGUUUCCGGCCAGGGACCUGAAGGAUCCCCCUGGUGUCAGUAUACUCUGCCAUUUCCGUAUACCUACGUGCAGUCCCACUACUGGGAUGUGGGUUUCCUCCGGUAUUACAAAUUUAAGCAGCUCCCCAAUUUUAUUUUGGCCCUGCCCAUGUUGAGUUUCAUGCACUGGCACUGCUACGAUUACCUGCGAAACUUUAUGCAAAAUGUGUGGCCAACUGCCACUUUGGCCAAUUACAAGGAGUUAAUCAAGGCUCACACAACGUUUCCUUUCGUCCUGCAUGCCGCUCUACUCACUCUUGUCUGCACUGUUUUCGUGCACAUCCAGGUGUCCACUCGGCUCCUGGCAUCGGCUACUCCGGUAUUCUAUUGGUUCGCGGCGGAUCACAUGCCCAAGACGCUGGCCAAACUGAAAUUUCGCUCCGCAGGGGGAGCUCUAUUUGUAUGGUGCACCGCUUACAGCCUAAUAGGAACGGUAUGCUUCUGCAACAAUUAUCCAUGGACGUGAAAUGUACCGGAUAUUUAGACGCUCGUAGCCAAGGAGACUGUAGAUCCGUAUGGAUUGCUUUUUUACUAUGUAAAUAAUCGUUCGUGAAUUAAAAAUUGUUAAGGGGCUCAAAAGUAUAGGGUUUUGUAAAUUUGUGUUUUACAAAAAUG